Rhipicephalus microplus (southern cattle tick) is the source of this 2242-nucleotide messenger RNA. Its product is annotated as hexosaminidase D. Gene Ontology annotation, molecular function: hexosaminidase activity. Gene Ontology annotation, biological process: carbohydrate metabolic process. The record is from RefSeq and is a predicted model, not a curated record. NCBI's taxonomy places the organism in Eukaryota, Metazoa, Arthropoda, Arachnida, Ixodida, Ixodidae.
AAAAAAAAAAGGAAGGAGUCGUUCUGACCACUGAGUCAACGUAACACUAGAACAUUUGCAAGUUUCAUCCGCAUAUCCAUUUUUGUUCGCUUCGUUUUGACCCUUUUCAUUGUUUUUUUUUUUUUUGUCCCUGCCUUAGUAUACCAUCAAAUCUGCAAUUGUCGUUUAUCAGCAAAUCAUCGUUGUCGCCGGCAAUCAUGCAACGCACGGGGUUGUUGCAGUGAGCGAGGGCAAUGUUUGCCACAGGGAAGCUGUGCCUGCAUCAGAUUAUUUUGGCCAUGUGGCGCAGGAAGCCCAUUCUACUUUUCGUGGUGCUGGUGGUGGUGCUGCUGGUUGUGUUGCUCCAGUAUAGUUCCCUGGGCAACCAUAAUGGACGAGGCGAGUCGUUGCUGGCCUCCCCCUUUGGCAUGGCUCCUCCAGCAGCUCCUGAGCAACGGUGGGUCGGCGAGCAGCAGCAGCAGCAGCACAAGUCGGGUGAAGCCAAGCCUGUCAAGGAACCAGUACACAGUGCCCAGAAGAGCAAAGUUUUCAUCCCUGAGCUGCGGUUUGUCCACUUCGACCUGAAGGGGGCACCACCUAAGGUGGCCUAUCUCAAGCAGGUGUUUCUGCUCAUUCGAGAAGCUGGUGCCAAUGGCAUCCUAUUGGAGUACGAAGACAUGUUUCCGUACCAUGGCUCAUUAGAGCCAAUCCGUGCAAAGAAUGCUUUCAAGAAGUCAGACAUCGAAGAGAUUCUGGCAGCUGCCAAGGAAAAUAACCUGGAAGUGAUCCCUCUGGUGCAGACAUUUGGACAUUUGGAGUUUGUGCUUAAGCUGCCAGAAUUCAGGCAUAUAAGAGAAGCUGAUGAACACCCAACAGCCCUGUGCCCUUCAAGGAAUGAGAGCUUCACUGUAGUGAGUACCAUUGUAGAUCAGGUAUUGGAAUUGCAUCCUAAUGUCAAGUGGUUGCACAUUGGCUGUGAUGAAGUGUUCCACAUGGGUUACUGUUCACGUUGUAUGCAACGAGACCGGGAAGAACUGUUCCUGACUCAUGUUCAGCGUGUGGCACGCCAUGUAAGAGACCGUCAUGGCAGGGUGCCUAUUAUAUGGGAUGACAUGCUGCGUCAAAUAAGUGCUGAAAAGUUGAAGCCAUUGGGUAAGCUUGUAGAGCCCAUGGUGUGGUCCUAUGUCAAGGAUGUGUACCGCUUCAUCAGCUACAGCAACUGGGCUACCUACAGCGAAGCAUUUGAAGCAAUCUGGGCUGCCAGUGCAUUUAAGGGUGCGUUUGGUGAAACUUUGACUGUGCCAAAUGUACGCAUGCACCUUGAAAACAACGAAGGUUGGCUUGAAGUUAUGAAUGAGCAGCAUGCCAAGUUCUCUCACUUCAGAGGCAUUGUUGUGACUGGCUGGCAGCGCUACGACCACUUUGCGACGUUGUGUGAGCUCUUUCCUGCUGGCCUGCCAUCCCUGAUACUCAACCUGCUGGUGCUGUCCAAUGGUGCGUACAGCACUGAACUGCUGUCUCGUUUUCACAGCCUGCUCAAGUGUAGCCACUCCCGGUCGCCAAUGGACCUGCAGAAUGACCCAUACCUUUGGCAGAAGGGCUAUGGCUGCUUUUUUCCAGGUUCAGCAGUGUUCCGCCUGACGCAGACACACAGUGAAGCCAUCAAGAAGGCCGACGACUACAUGCACGACGUGACAAUAGGCAAAGCCUGGAUCACGGAGUACAAUAUUCGUCGCAACCUGACGCUGCCCAGCCGCGUGGACCAAGUGCUUGAAGAACACUCGUCCACACUUUACACCCUCACCUCGCUCAUACAUCAAGCGCGUGACGUGCUGCGCGAAGUUUUCGAUGAGUACACUGUGGCCGAGUGGAUCGAGCAGAACAUCUACCCGUGGGUGCUGCGCCUGGAGAAGCUGUGGAACGAUGCCCUGUCCAUCAAGAAGACGCGCACUUGGCCCGUGCGGCCACUCGACCCGCUGCCCGACCUUCGCCGUUUCAAUGUCGGGGGAGUCUGAUGGGACAAAAUGUGCGCUAUCGAGGGACGGCAUGUGCACGAACAAAUGUGGAGGAGAGUGGGACUUGCAUUUUUUUUUAUUAGUGAGUGGGUUUUUUAGAACAUCAUUUUUGUUGUCGUACCUGCUGUAUGCAUCCUCACUCUUGUUGAGACACGGCCAGGACUUUCUGGUGUUCGCUGUACUGUGCUACAUAUUUAUGUUCACUGAGUGUGCAUCAAUAAAAAAAGGCCCUUUUAAGUUAUUCAUUA